CUCUCUCCGGUGCUCUCUGUUUCCUCACAAGCCACAGCAAAAUCCAAUCAAAUUAAAAGCCAAGGCAUCGUCCAUUAACCAUUAAUAUAUAAUUCCUUCUUGAUCUCCGCUCGGUGCCAAAACACUUCUUUCCUUCUCAACGGUACAAUUGCCAGUAUACUCCGAUUGACUUCCCUGUAUCUCGUCCCUUAAUUACUUCAGCUAUCCCUCCUAUCACAGUUUCUCUCACAGCAAGAUUAAUUUUGUUUUUUGUUUUCAACAGCGUAGUCAUCUUAAUCAUUAUUUUCUUUCCAAGGGAAGUCUAGGAAUAGUAUUUCAGCUUGCGAAAAUGAGGAACAAAGCAUCAGGAUUCUUGAAGCAGAUAAUAACAGCUUUAACCGCAAUGGCCAAGGCCAAAACCCUGGCUUUCAAGAGCAAAACAAAAGCCAUAAAGACUCGCCUUGUCAUAUUUUCCUUGCUUCAAAACAAGAAGCUUUUGAUGAGCUCCAUCUCCCAGAAGCUGAACGCCUUGAUGGGGCAGAAUGACAAAAACUACAAAGAAUUAGAAGACGAUGCUGUUGGUAUACUUGGAGAUCAGCAAAGCCAAAGCCAAGAAAUCUUACUUUACAAUAGUAAUAAUGCUAUGUGCAGGCUCCCAAGUGCAUGUGCAACACAGACAGAGACGGAGCCGCAGCUGCAGCUGCAACUGCAACUGCAAGCGAAAGGGGAGUAUGAUGAAGAAGAUGAGGAGGAGAUGGAAGACAAGUACCCAGAUCUCACUCACUCACUUUCCGACUUGGAAGAAAUGGAGUUUGAGCAUCCAGGCGGGUCAGUGAUAGAUUUAUUGAAGAACUCAAAAGAAGACAAAGGGGAGGAGUUCAGGCUAGAAGACGAGAUAGACAUAGUAGCUGACUUGUUCAUAAGGAGGUUCCAUCGUCAAAUGAAGAUGCAGAAGCAGCAGUCAUUGAAGAGACAUCAGGAAAUGUUGGAAAGGAGCGUCUAGCUAUGUAUGAGCGUAGGAGUGUGCUUUUAAUUUUAUACGAGGAGGAAGAUCUGACAGCAAAGUUUUUGGUUGCUGUACAUGGUUUAGCUAGAUUAAGGCCACUGCAUCCAUCUAGACAUAUUGAACUCGCCUGCAAAAUAGCGGAUUGGCGUGGCCUGGCCCCAAUGAGAAUAUAGACAAGUACAACUAUAUAUGAACGUACCAUGUCAGCUCUUUGAGUUUUCUCUUUUUAACGAAAAGAAAAUCAAUGCAUUCUGCUUUAUAGAUUUCGUAGAAAUGAAUGCAAAAGGAUAAAUAAGAGUUAUUAACAUAAAUUGUACUACUAAGUAAAGAAAAACAUAUUUGGCAUUUGCUUUAAAUUUUUUGGUGCGAAGGGGAACUAUCAUAGCUGAUAAAUUAAAAGA
Molecule: messenger RNA, 1386 nt
Organism: Durio zibethinus
Lineage: Eukaryota; Viridiplantae; Streptophyta; Magnoliopsida; Malvales; Malvaceae
Source: RefSeq, a predicted model, not a curated record